ACCAGCAUCAGGAGAGUCUCGUGCGUUCAUAGCUCCAACGUGAGCGAGGUGUGUUCGUUUGCGGUCGGAGGAGUGAAACAUGUGGAAGGCAGUCCAGCUGACGGUCCGCCGGGCGGGGAGGAGCGGGGUUUGUGUUCCUCCACGCUGCGUCCCCGCUCUGUCCUGUCGGUCAGUGCCUGGCUCAUGGGCCGUGGCAGGUCGGGAUGUGACCCGGAUGUUCUGCAGCGGAGCCGAGAGGAGGAUCUGUAUGGUGGACCUGGACCUGGAGGAGGUGUUUGUGUUUGUGGAGUGUUCAGAUCCGGAGGAGGACAAAGACGUCCAUCAGCUGAGCCUCUCCUCUGAUCCUCCUCCUCCGGUUCCUCCUCAGAGACACCUGAGGUCUUUGGAGCUUCAGCUGCAGGUGUUGAGGGGCGUGGCCCAGCAGGAGGCGGAGUCUGACUCUCUGAUCCAGUUCCAAGACGUGGACUUCCCGCUGGACAAGAGUGUUGUGUCAUCGAAGAAGAAGAAGAAGAAGAUGAUGACGGCAAGUAAAGGUGAGCAGAAGGUGUUCGGUACCCCGGACCUGGAGGAGCCGGUGAGUGACACCUGCUGCUCUGGCUGCGGCGCCGUCCUUCACUGCACUGCCGCCGCCGUGCCCGGAUACCUGCCAAGUGAGAAGUUCAAGGUGCUGCUGCAGGAGGAGCAGCUGAGCGACGCCACCUGUCAGCGCUGCCACCUGCUGACCCACCACCACAAGGCCCUGAACCUAAACAUGACCCCGGACCAGUACCGGGCCGUGGUGCUUCAGAUCCGGCCCCACAGGGCUCUGGUGCUGCUGGUCGUGGACCUGAUGGAUGUCCCAGACUCCGUGGUCCCCGACCUGCCGGACCUGGUGGGGACCAACAAACACGUGGUCGUCCUCGGAAACAAGAUUGACCUGCUGCCCGGAGACUCGCCCGACUACCUGCGGCGGAUCAGGAGGCAGCUCUCCGCGUACUGUCGGGACGCCGGCUUCGGGGAUCAGGUGACCGACGUGCACCUGAUCAGCGCCAAGACUGGGUACGGCGUGGAGGGUCUGGUGUCCAGCCUGCAGAGGUCCUGGAGGUACAAAGGUGACGUCUACCUGGUGGGCAGCGCCAACGCCGGCAAGUCCACGCUCUUCAACACGCUGCUGGAGUCAGACUACUGCAAGUCCAGAGCCUCAGACCUGGUCCACAAGGCCACCAUCUCUCCCUGGCCCGGGACCACUCUCAACCUGCUUAAGUUCCCCAUUAUCAACCCGACUCCACACAGGAUGUUCAGACGGGAGGAGAGACUGAAGGAGGCGGAGAGACAGACGGAGACAGAGCUGUCUCCGCAGGAGAUGAAGCGACUGAGACACUUCAGCAGACAAGGAUACCUAGUGGGUCGUGUUGGCAGAACCUUCCGGUCUCACAUCAGAUCCAGACCCGAUGAGAUCCAGUUCGAUCCCGACAGUUUGGCUUUUGGAGAAAACGAUGACGGAGAGAUGAAGAGCUUGACAGCUCCCAGCGGGUCAGCUGACAAGUUCUCAUUCAACGAGCUGAAAGACGCUCACUGGCUGUUUGACACGCCGGGACUCCUGAAGGAGCACGAC
Molecule: messenger RNA, 1594 nt
Organism: Anarrhichthys ocellatus (wolf-eel)
Lineage: Eukaryota; Metazoa; Chordata; Actinopteri; Perciformes; Anarhichadidae
Gene: noa1
Product: nitric oxide associated 1
Exons: 5
Molecular function (GO): GTP binding
Source: RefSeq, a predicted model, not a curated record